AGAAAGGAGCAAUUAGAGGAGCAGGUCUUCGUAGCCUACGUGAGGCCUGUCACUGAGCCUAAAGAGGAUAAGCCAAUGGAUCCAACGAUUGCCAAACUGCUGGAAGAGUUUAAAGACUUAGCAGAGCCGCCGACAGGAGUAGUGUCGUGGCCGAUCCAGCAUUGUAUAGAGAUAGAGCCUGACAGUAGGACUCCUAAGGGAGCAAUGUACAGGAUGUCCCCAAGGGAGUUAGAGGAGCUGCGUAAGCAGUUGGACGAGAUCCUCAAACGCGGUUGGAUUAGGCCCAGUUCAUCUCCUUUUGGAGCACCAGUGUUAUUUGUCCCCAAAAAGAUUGAGAAACUUAGAGAAUCGGUCAACAAUCACCAUGACUUGGAAGUAGCCGUUCCUACUCACCUUCCCCAUGUCGGUGAAGUCGAUGGAGACGGACUCCCUGGGACCAUCGAGAAUGGGAAGAGGUAGUUUCCUGCCUUGUCGCUUGUUACGACAACAGCGGCGUUUGCACCUGUUGCAGGUCCCGAUGGGUUUGCCAUCACACUUAAGGAAGAAGUAGAAGACGCAAACGCAUCUGAAAACGCGAAGGGCGGGCAGCCGAAUCAGAGCAGCAGCUACCCCUGCCCCUCCCCUCUGCCAUUGAGGCACAAGGCAACCCCACGGUGGACAAUGCCGCAUCCGGCACCCCCCGCGAGGUGCGGACGUGCUGAAGACGAAGUUGGAGCGAUGGCCACGCUGAUAAGUCUCAGCAUUCGACACGCUGACGACCAGUUUGCGUGGAGGUCCAUAAUCCUGUCCGAGGACGUGUGGCUUUGGACGUAUAGAGAGCACCGGCCGGGGCAAGGAGUGGGCGUAGUGAGAGCCUACUUGUAUUUGGGACCGGGUGCGGCCAAAGAGGUCGUGGUGGGCCUCGCGACGACAGGGAGUAGUGAUGUGGUUAGCAGGGCGCUACGCUACCUAGGGGAAGAGGUGGCUGCUUUCCGAGCGGAGGACGCGAGCGACCCGUUGACCUUAUUUCACAGACGCCCUCCUCUUGAUAUCACGGGCGAGCUCGUAAUAGCACGGGACGAGUUUUUCCCGUACAGCGUUAGGAGCCUGCGGGCGAUAGUUCCGACGUUCGUAGUGGACAGCGUCUUCGGAGGUAUUGGUGGAGUGGUCGAGACAUACCUGGCUUAUCAGGAUCUCAAGAUCCUGGCGAGAAGACCUGCCGACCUGGACUAUAUCUAUUAUUCGCUUGCGACCGGUGGGCCUYGUUGGGGAGACGAGAGGGUUCAGCUUAUAGAGCUGAUCCGCUCAAUAGACGACGAGUGGCCCCAGCCUUCGUGCGUUUGGGAUUGGCUAGACCGUGAGCUCCGAGCAUGCCCCGAGUACGUGACUUGCAUAGGGCGGCUCUUCUCAGACGACUGGGGGAGCUGGUGGAAUGAGGACGCCGGGCGACCUCUGAUAUACGGCCAUCAGUUGACGGAAUACUACCAGGCUAUAGGACAGGCGCCAUACCGCGUCGAGGACGAGUUUGACGACGAGGGUUGGGAGCGAGAAGACAACGAGGAGCUGUGGGAGCCAGACUGGGUCGAUCCAGAUAAUGAAGAUGAGAGCGUACGGGCAUUUGGGAUGCGUUUCCAGAAGAUCUCCUACGUGCUAAUGAAGAAGGGGAAGAUCUCAGAGGUCGAGCGCUGUACUAUCUUCAUCGGACACUUGUCCAAAGGUAGGCAAAAGAGUAUUCUUAGAGAUCUUCCGCGCGACAGGCUUGAUUUCCCUGAAGUUCUAAAGCUUGCGAUAAAGGCAGAGGCAGACGAUUACAAGGACYUGGUGUGGAGAGGGAUGAGGAGACGCGACUUCUCUCUCUACAAGGAGUAUGCCACUGAUAGAUGUCCAGAUUUCAAGGACCAUCCCUGGUCAGAGAAGAAUGAGGCCGUGGCUGAGGAAGUGAAGGAGAUACGAGACAUGGUGAAGGGAUUAACGAGACAGGUUACAGAGAUUGUGACCGCUACAGGGGCCACGGCUUACCGGGACAAACCUGGAGGGCCCUAUUCACUUCGCAGGGACCGUAAGAACAACGAUCCCUGGAGGAAUGUCGAGGAUAGAAAUCCUCGGACACUGAUUGAUUAUCGUACAAGGGGGAGAGAGAGAGACGAUGAAUUAUGGCGACGCAGGGACGAUGAGAUAGACCGAGACCGCAGAGAUCGCAAGCUGUUUGUGCGAGCCAGGAGGCUAGAUGAUUACCCCCGAAGCCCUCGCUAUGAGGCCGAUCGGGGUAGAGGCGACUCCCGCGGCCGAUGGGAGAGGGACUGCAGAUACGAGAGAUCGGACCGGGAUGGAUAUAGGGACGACAGAUAUGAGAGGUCGGGUCGAGAUGGCUACAGAGGGAGUAGAUAUGAGAGAGGAGAUAGGGACUGGGGGAGUAGAUAUGAGAGAGGAGAUAGGGACUGGUUUGAAGUUGUUGCGGGACCACGGUAUUGUGCGGCAUUUGACAUGUUCUCAGAUUCGGCGUUGGCUCGGUAUUGGUUCGGCAUCGGCAUGGUACGGCUGUCUCGUGUUCGGCAUUGGUUUAGCAUCGCUGAGCUGAACCAACUGGGUCUUAGUGGCCCCGUGGUCCGGGACGGCUACCAAGUCGUCCAUGACAGCUUUGAGUGCUCUCGCACUCCUCCACUGUCGCGAAUGGAUGGUUUGAAGCUUGUCGGAGGCUCUGACGCCUCUAGUGAUGUCAGCAAACCUCUCGUGCAGGAGUUUGAGGAAAGUAGUGAGGGGUCUGCAGAACAGGGCACGCAGUUGCAAAUGACAUCAAGCAAUCACCCUGAAGCGAAUGGGCAGGCAGAGCAGUUGAACCGCGCUGUACACUUGCACCCACGAACAGAUGAAGUGCUGAACGUGACUUUCAUAAGGGCACCACCACAUGCACUACUGAAAGUGGAAGUUCCUUUGCAAUUCAUCGGGGAAGAUGGCUGCCCUGGAAUAAGAAAAGGUGGUUGGCUGAACACUAUCUGGCGAAAGGUGAAGCUUCUGUGCCCGGCCAACGAGAUCCCGCCAGUUGUGGAGGUUGACUUGAGUCAGCUGGAAAUAGGCGAUAGGGUUUUGCUGAAGGAUGUGAAAUUGAGUCCAAAUGUGAGAAUUUUGGUCAGAGAUCUCACUCUCCCCGUUUGCAAACUCAUGGGAAAGAAGGAUCCAACUACAGACUCCGAGGAAGCGGCUUAACAAUUGAUGAUAAAUGUAGAGGAGCAGUGCACUUAUUUUUGCUGAUUUCUGUUUUCGUUUUCUUGGCGCUAAGAUCAUGAAUCUUUGAGGGUUUGUGUUUCAACUCAAGUCGACUGUCUCUGUUCUCUAUGUCAUGGGCAUUGUGAUGUUCCUAAACACCACGCCAAAGAGAAAGCGUGACUGCGGUCAAAGGUUUCAUCAGGCUAUUGGCAGUCUCAUUUGUAGAUGUGUGUGUGUGUGUGUGUGUGUGUGUGUGUGUGUGUGUGUGUGUGUGAGAGAGAGAGAGAGAGAGAGAGAGAGAGAGAGAGAGAUUCCUUGAGCAGCACAAAACAAAAACAAAGUCCUCUGGCUGUUUCUUCUGAUCUUCAUUGGUAUGUCAGGGGAGAAAAAAAGAAAGAAGAGAACUAAGUUCCCUCUUGUCCGGCAUCCCGUUUGUUAUGUCAGCAGGGAGGGAUGGUUUGGAUGAAAUCCAUCCCUUUUUUUUCUGUUGCACUGGGCUACUGUAUGGAUGGUAAUCCCAGCAAAAGCUUUCUGACUGUGCUCUUGGCUUUCCAAAGAAUUUCAAGGAAUCUGUGGGAAGCAACUUGACUAGAAUUCCGUGUCACCAGAGGCUGGCAGUCUUUCUGGCCUGGUCUAGAAUAAUAUCUCAAGAAUCCUAUCAUUUGCAACGUGUAAGCAUGACUACUUUGAGAUUAUGGCACCGUUCUCCUGGGUGGAAAUGUUACUGCAACUUGUAAACAUGACUACUUCGAAAUUAUGGCACCGUUCUCCUGGGGUGGAAAAUCUUACUGCAGGGGUGGGUAAGUGCUCUUGUGAAUGAGAAAUUUAAGAAAGGGGAAAAAACAGGUCGGACAGUGCUCUUCCAAAUUGCAGAUAAAAUCCUAGCCGGCUG
Messenger RNA from Chara braunii, 4075 nucleotides. The record is from the annotation of a GenBank genome assembly. NCBI's taxonomy places the organism in Eukaryota, Viridiplantae, Streptophyta, Charophyceae, Charales, Characeae.